AAGGCAUGCAAGGGCUUCAACAAUCAUCAUAGAUUCCCUUAAUAGAGUGAAUAUACAGGACAAACAGUGAGAAGCAAUCACCGUAUUGAGACGAAAGAACCAAACUAAAUAAAAGACGAAAAAUACACAACAUUGCCAAAUGUGGUAAAGUGGGAGAGGAGACCUGCAGCGUUUACUUCAGCUCUUUUGUCACCAUAAAUCCUUCUUUCUUUCUUCCUCACUCCUCCUCGUCUCAACUUUCUCAUCUUCCAGAUAUUGACAUUUACAGCCACAAACAGCUUUCUGGGAGGAGCAAUUAGUUCUGCUCAGGGCACUGGUCUUGGAGGCACUCCAAGAGCAGUGGCAUAUCUUUGAAUCUGAGAACUUGCUAAGACACGUGAACAAACAUCCAUCAACAUGUCUGGAAAUUGGAACAACACUACCGAUAACUGGAACGGCGGUGGUGCCGACGGCAAUUGGAACGAAGGUGGCUUUGGUGACGACACUGGAUACCGCGAAGAAAUCCCCGGCAGUGUUGGGGAGGGCGGAAAGACCAACAAUAAUGAUGCCUGUCACAACUGUGGACAGCCCGGGCAUUUUUCACGCGAGUGUCCCGAGCCUCGCAAAGCGUCUGGUGCUUGUUUCAACUGUGGUGAAGAAGGCCACAACAAGGCGGAAUGCCCAAACCCGCGCGUUUUCAAGGGAACUUGCCGCAUUUGCCAGGCGGAAGGGCAUCCGGCUUUCGAAUGUCCGGACAAGGCCCCAGACGUUUGCAAAAACUGCAAAGGCGAAGGCCACAAAACAAAGGAUUGUACCGAAAACCGCAAGUUUGAUCAGCAUGACAUUCCAGACAAAAUGCCUGAGGAAGCUUGGGCAAUCCUUAAGAAGGCGAGCGAUGAAAGAGACUUGGAAGAUUUCCGUGAAGCCCUUAAGAUCUAUUCCAAGGCUGUUCCGUUGGCAACAUUUGACGAAAUUGAGAAAAGGUUUCGCGCAGACAACUUCAAGAUCUACCUUAUUGGGCUGGAAAGGGAAAUUGGGGACACCCUCAUUUCGGUGAAUCUUCAAGGCAAAUUAAAUUGCAAAUACGUUGUCGGGUUUUAUUUUAGCGAAAAGCCCCAUCGUGCGAAUCUCAAGUCGCGCUGGCCACGUUCCCCAGAGGAGAAUAUCAAGCGCCUUGCCGAUGCCGGCUUUCCCAUGGAUCGCCAAGUCCCCAAGUGUGACAAUUGUGGAGAAAUAGGUCAUACCCGCCGUGGUUGCAAGCAGGAACCUGCUACAGUUGAAAGAGUUGAGGUCAAGUGUGUCAUUUGCAAAGAAAUAGGCCAUCGAGCUCGCGACUGUAUCCAGCCCAGGAUUGACAAAUCUGGCUGUCGGAACUGCGGGAACCCUGACCAUCACGCCAAGCAAUGUCCUGAGCCACGCUCCGCUGAGGGCGUAGAAUGUAAGAAAUGCCAGCAAGUCGGCCACUUCGCCAAAGAUUGCCCUGAGAAAGGUGUCAACAGCAGAGCUUGUCGCAAUUGCGGAGAAGAGGGUCAUAUGUCCAAGGAAUGUGACAAGCCUCGAAACAUGGAUAACGUUACUUGUCGUAACUGCGAGAAGACCGGCCACAUGAGUCGCGACUGCCCCGAGGAGAAGGACUGGUCCAAGGUCCAGUGUACCAAUUGCAAGGAGAUGGGCCACACGUUCAGACGCUGUAACAAACCAGCUGAAGGUGCUGACAGUGACAAUGCAGAUAGCUAUGGUGGAUUCUAUGGAGCAGGCUAUGGCAGCAAGAAUCACCACGAUCAAACACGUGGCCGGAAGGAAACCACAGCUCAAUCCGCAGGAAACUGGUAUGAAAGCCCAACCGACGGCGGCGCUGGUUGGUAAAUAUGCAAUUCCCAUUUUGGCUGGACCUUGCAAAAACACCAGCUUUCCAUGGCGUGUUAAGUAUCUUCCGGAUCUGAAAAACGCUCUGAGCUAUGGAGACGCAUUCUGGAUCUUUUUUUUGGCAAGGGAAGGACAAAAGGAACUUCAAAUGGACUCUUACUCUGGGAUAUCUCUUGUUAACUGAUCGCAUCUGAAAACUCAAAGAAAC
Messenger RNA from Coccidioides immitis RS, 2053 nucleotides. RefSeq names its product zinc knuckle transcription factor. Gene Ontology annotation, molecular function: single-stranded RNA binding; translation regulator activity; zinc ion binding. Lineage: Eukaryota; Fungi; Ascomycota; Eurotiomycetes; Onygenales; Onygenaceae. Gene Ontology annotation, biological process: positive regulation of cytoplasmic translation. Gene Ontology annotation, cellular component: cytoplasm. The transcript has 14 exons. The coding region runs from base 397 to 1845 and encodes 482 amino acids. The record is from RefSeq and is a predicted model, not a curated record.